Molecule: messenger RNA, 393 nt
Organism: Lichtheimia ornata
Lineage: Eukaryota; Fungi; Mucoromycota; Mucoromycetes; Mucorales; Lichtheimiaceae
Exons: 4
Coding region: 1-393 (130 amino acids)
Source: RefSeq, a predicted model, not a curated record
AUGAGGUCCCGCAAUGCACCUGAGGUUGCAGCAUUACCACGCGAGUUACAGGAGUUUAUUGACACCUUUGAUGGCAAGGAUGAACUCAACCACAUUGGCACGCAUCUUGAGAAGGCCAAGGCCAGAGUGGAAGCCUCCUUGUUGAGGAGAGUGUGGUCAUUUAUUUAUGCAUGCUUUGAAAUGACCAAUAUUAUUGCCUUAAGCGGGGAAAAGGCGAGCAAAGCUGCCUCUGAAAGAAUCAAUCACGGGAGAACACUAGCAGCCGUUGACCCAAUGAUACGGAAGAAGAACGGUGUCAAAGUGGACAUGCUUUUCUCAACAGCACGAUUUGAACUUAGAUUUGUUGAAGCUCUCGAACCUGAAACUUUCACACAAGAUGCUCUUGGGAAUUGA